Molecule: messenger RNA, 417 nt
Organism: Ilex paraguariensis (yerba mate)
Lineage: Eukaryota; Viridiplantae; Streptophyta; Magnoliopsida; Aquifoliales; Aquifoliaceae
Source: the annotation of a GenBank genome assembly
AUGAGUUCUCAGAAAUCCAUGUCCAACAAAGGAGAAAAUGUACAUAGGACUGUCGAUCUUGGAGAAGAUCUUGUUGAUCUUGGUGGAGAGCUCGGAGAGGAGGAGUCAUGGUCGAAACAGCCCGUAGGCGAAGAAGAUGAGAGAGAGAAGGCGCAAUUGGGAUCUAUUACUAGGCGCGCAUCUGAGGCGCGUGAGGAGGAGGCACGGGUGCCUGCUGCCGCUGUCGCUACCAUUCCCAUGGGAGGCAUUGAAAGGGGUGGGCACCUUUGGCGAGCUCUAGGCGUCGCCGAUGGAGGUGGUUUGGGCAAGCCCUUUGCCUAUGGUGGAGAUAAACACACUGGUUUGGCGAAUGGAGGAGGGUGCUCUGAUCUGGCUGCUGGGCACGCUAAGGGAGUUGUGAGAAAUUCAAGUAAGUAG